GCUGUAUCAUGCGGACGCGACAUCGCCUCAUUGCAUACGCAGGCCGCUCGUCGCUAUCUCAUCUUGCGUCGCCGCCCCAUCACUCGCAACGAGCAUCAGAUAGAGGGUCUUAUAAGCUUGCGCCGCGCGCCCCCUCCCCCUCCGCAUCGUCACCGUCACGCUCACUCCCGCUUUCCGCACGACUGUCUCAGCCCACCGCGAUGCAACCGCUCUAUACCAUCCCCAUCGCGGACCGGCCAUCCGGGCAUGGGAGCUGGUUCAACAAGAUUGUCUUCCCCCUCAUCUUCGACCUCGGCAUUCUGGGCAUCAACAGCGCCCAGUUCCUCUUCGCACUCCUCCUCUUGCUCCCUGGCGGACGGCGGUACUAUGAGCGCGCGAUCGACUGGACCAAGGACGGCUUUGGCCGCUUGCUCAUCGCAAUCACGGUGCUGUGCGCGCCCACCUCGCUCACCAUCACGACGAACGCGCCGCCCGAGCUGUCGGGUCUGGUCGGGCCCGACGGCACAAUCAACCUCCCACCGCGCCUGGUGCUCAUGGCCAACCACCAGGCGUACACGGACUGGAUGUAUCUCUGGAUCCUGGCAUGCUAUGCUGGCCAUGCGCGCGGUCUCACGAUCCUCCUCAAAGCCAGCCUUAAGCACAUCCCCUUCGUCGGGUGGGGCAUGCAGUUCUUCCGCUUCAUCUUCAUGCACCGCUCAUGGGCCGCCGACCGGGACCAUCUCACGCGCUCGCUCACAAGACUGGGGAAGCAGUCCGCCGCUGGGAACCCGCUGUGGCUGCUCAUCUUCCCCGAAGGCACGAUUGUGUCUGACAAUGAGCGCGCAAAGAGUGCAAAGUACGCCGCGCGCGAGAACAUCCGGGACCUCAACGGCGUGCUCCACCCGCGCUCGACUGGACUGCUGUUCGCUCUCCGCACCCUCGUUCCCUCUAUCCCGGACAUCCAACUCCUUGACGUGACUGUCGCGUACCCCGGCGUGCCGUUCGGCAAGUAUCCACAAGAGUGGUACGGCUUGGGCUCGGUGUACCUCCACGGCGUGCCGCCCCCAACGGUGCGGCUGCACCUGCACCUCUACUCGGUAGACGAGAUCCCGUCGCUUCCGAAGCCUCCGUAUAACAGCGCGGAGAUCACGCCACUCGCUACGGCGGAGGAGGGGCGCGAGUUCGAGCUCUGGUUGCGUAACGUGUGGACGGAGAAGGAGGCGCGGUUGGAGCGCAUGCUCGCCGACGACAUUGACGAGAAGAUGCCCAGUAUCGUGGUGCCCAUCGAGCAACGUUCUACUCACGACUGGAUCGCCACUUUUGGCGCGGGCGGGAUGAUGACAGUCGCUGCCGUAGCCGGAGCGAUUCACUACUUCUUGUAA
Messenger RNA from Cutaneotrichosporon oleaginosum, 1361 nucleotides. RefSeq lists its product as uncharacterized. NCBI's taxonomy places the organism in Eukaryota, Fungi, Basidiomycota, Tremellomycetes, Trichosporonales, Trichosporonaceae. Gene Ontology annotation, molecular function: acyltransferase activity. Gene Ontology annotation, biological process: phosphatidylinositol acyl-chain remodeling. The record is from RefSeq and is a predicted model, not a curated record. Gene Ontology annotation, cellular component: endoplasmic reticulum; endomembrane system.